Messenger RNA from Halichondria panicea, 1755 nucleotides. RefSeq lists its product as uncharacterized. The record is from RefSeq and is a predicted model, not a curated record. Lineage: Eukaryota; Metazoa; Porifera; Demospongiae; Suberitida; Halichondriidae. Gene Ontology annotation, molecular function: protein binding. The transcript has 4 exons. The coding region runs from base 43 to 1755 and encodes 570 amino acids.
GUUGCCCUAUGUACUAGUGCAUGCAGUUAGCUAGCUAGAGCUAUGGGCUCUAUUGUGAGUGUACACAAAGACAGCAGUCUAGAUCUGCAUGAGGUGUAUCCUUCCCAGGCUAUAGCACUGCAGGCUAAACUCAGGCAAGCAGCAUUGUCCCUGCAUCCCCAUCUGGUGAGGAGGUUGUCUCACUCAGAGGCUUAUGGUGCUGGCAAUGGUGGCCCUGACUGGUACCCUGCUGGUAUAUCACCAUGGUAUCUGGAUAAAGAUGGAGAGAUAGUAGGGAGAGAGGCCACCUCCGAGGCCACUCAUGGUUGGAUGGACCAUCUCACUGUCACCAAGAGAGAUCUACACACAUCAGCAAUACUCAUACAAAAGCUAGUGAGGGGUCAUCAAGUGCGGAGAGAGCUACACACACGACAGCAGAGUGCUAGGAAGAUACAAAGGGUAUUUCGUCGAUGGAAGAGUGGUAUAGUGUUGUCAGCUAGUUCCCUACCAGUCCUCUCCACGUCUAGUGUGGCCCCAUCUAGUGGGCGGCGUGUGGCCUCAUCGAGUGGGCGUGUCUACUCAGCCGAUACUUGUGUGCCCCAACAGAUAGCGUUCACUGACGAAGGUCAAGGGUCAACUGGGAUAGGAGAGAACAAAGAAGAGUUUGAGUUUGUUUGGACAGAAGGAGCAUGGAAUCAACAGAAUAGUUACCACCUUCCAACGGAAACCAUGAGGAGCGAGAAUAAAACUCCUGUUAACAAGAGUAGCUCAAGUGAUAAUCAAACAGAAAUCGAUGGAAGUAAGGAAAGUGCUCAACACGGCCAGAGUAUUGACAGCUCCACUACAGACAAUGUACAACACCAUAUGAAUGGCGGCUUGAGUCUCCACAUGCAGUUCCCCCACGCACUAACCACUCCGCUAGUUCGUACAGGUUACAGUAGACCCUCCCCUCGCCCUACUCAAGCAUUCAGAGGGAGACAGAGUACAGGACUAGGCAACCACCACCUCUCUGAUAUGAGGACUGCCACAGGGAGACAGGACUACAUGUACCCAGCAUUAGCCCCUGGGCCUAUGCUCAACUCCCAGCAGCAGCGAUGGGGAGGUGUUGUUAAGAAUGAUGAUAUGUUGUGUAACAAUGGAAUAACAAGCAUGAAGCUGCAAGAUGCCAACAAGAGAUGGAUCAAACCAUCACACGAAGGAAAGAGAUACAACCAACAACAACCAACCAUCAAGAAUACUAACUCUGAAAAGGUACUAGUGUCUGGGAAGAAUAGUUAUUCCAAGAAGAUCAGUGGAGAGAUUGCUGGACCCCCUGCAGUGCUAGUGGAGACCCCCCACGUAGAGGAACCGAUACUCAAGUUCACCACGAAGGAGUCGCAAGUUUGUAGCAUUGUGGAUAAUGUGGAGGUUGUGGACAGUGUGUGUCCCAUACAGAAUGUUGAUUCCAUGCUAGAGCUGUUGAGUCAGGGAAUGAACAAACCAUUGGAUCAGAUACCAGUCCAACAAGAUAACCGUGUGAGACUGCGAGUAACUCGUGAGUUGGUCCACACUGUCCACUCUGUUGUCAAGAGGCAACUAACAGCCAAUGGAGGCAUGGGAGGAGUACACGGCCCUCCCGGGGAAUUCCUAUUCCAACCAUUUCAUGUGGAGACUCUGCUCAGAGCUGCACAGUUCAGGGGUGAGUGGAGUGGGCGUAUAGUCAGGCCAGAUGUGAGUGGAGUGGGCGUAUAUAGUAGCACGAUAUUUUCUUCUUGUGCUAUCUUGUUAGCUAAUUAA